AUGAGCUCUUCGAUAGAGACUCUUGCCAAUGGGAAUGGCCAUGCUGGCGAACAUGACCACGUCCUUCGCCCUCGACCGCGCAAGCCCAAGCAUUCACAAGUCUCCGAUGUUGUUCGCAUGACAUCGACGAGCGAUGGUGAACACCUAAUGCCCGACAACGCCAGCACGGGAUCAGCAAGUGCGGUCGUUCUACACCCGUCCCAGAGAAUGCGCCUCCAUCCGUCAAGUCCCUUUCCACCGCUCGAAAACAAGUUCGCGCCGAGCAACGCCGCCGUAUAUUCGCCCACGAUCGAGUUCGCCUCACGCGUGAGUCACUUCGACCCCGAGAGCGAUUACAGAGACUUCCAUGGCUUCUUCAACUUGUUUUGGAUUGGUCUUGCCAUUAUGGGUAUUACAUCCAUGCUGCGCAAUCUUAAAGAUACUGGCUUCCCUUUGAGAGUGCAAAUAUGGAGUCUCUUUACUGUCAAGCUUUGGCACCUUGCCAUUGCCGAUUUCCUCAUGGUUGCGACGACUGCUGUUAGUCUACCUCUGAACCGUGCAGCGAGGAACGCAAAGCCAGGCAGCUUUCUGGAUUGGAAUAAAGGUGGAAUUGCUAUUCAGAGUAUUUACCAGGUUGUUUGGCUUACUCUCUGGAUCAUUGUCCCUUUCUACUUUGAAUGGACAUGGACCUCCCAGGUAUUCUUCCUCCUGCAUACCAUGGUCCUUCUGAUGAAGAUGCACUCUUAUGCUUUCUACAACGGACACUUGUCGCAAACGGAAAAGCGAUUGCACGCUCUCGACAACCCUUUCUCGCCUCACGACCGACGCCCCGCCUACCAAUAUCCCAGCACCGAUUUGCCUGCCAGUGUUACAAAGGGAGAAUCUAAUAGUACCAACGCAAAGAAGCGCCGCCGACAGCGCCAGAAGAAGCAAGAGGCCAAGCAAAGUGCCAACGGCCACAAGAGCAAUGAUGAGGAGCCUAUCAACCAUGAUCUUCUAGCUCCCAGCCCUGUCGCCAGCCCCAGCAACAGUGCGGAUGAAGUCGACGAGAUAAGAGAGGACCUUGCCCGUGAGCUUACGAGUCCCAUUGGCAAUGUCACUUACCCAAACAACUUGACUUGGUCAAACUACACGGAUUACAUCUUUUGCCCGACGCUCUGUUACGAAAUUGAAUAUCCCCGAACAACGCAUAUCAACUGGAUCAAUCUGAUCUCAAAGAUUAUUGCCACUUUUGGCUGCAUCUUUCUUUUGACCAUUAUUUCUGAAGACUUCAUCCUACCUGUCCUUUUGGAUGCCUCGAAACGCCUCGAUGCUGUGCCGACAGAAUCCUCCGUGUCUGAGAAGCUUCUCAUUUUGGCCGAGACCAUCUCAUGGCUUCUAUUUCCAUUCAUGCUUACCUUUCUACUUGUCUUUCUUGUCAUUUUCGAAUAUGUCCUUGGCGCAUUCGCCGAGAUCACCUUUUUCGCGGACCGACACUUUUACUCGGACUGGUGGAACUCGACAGACUGGAUGGAGUUCUCUCGUGAAUGGAAUAUUCCUGUAUACAGCUUCCUCCGACGUCACGUUUACAGCGCUUCCCGACCUCGAAUUGGCAGAGGUGCUGCCACUGCGCUUACAUUCCUCAUCUCAGCAUUUGGCCACGAGAUUGUUAUGGCAUGUAUCACCAAGAAGUUCCGUGGUUAUGGAUUUGUCUGCCAAAUGCUUCAGCUACCCAUCGUUAUGCUCCAGCGUACACGAUGGGUUCGCGGCAAGGAGACCUUGAACAAUGUCUGUUUCUGGGCUUCAAUGGUUCUUGGUCUCAGCAUGAUCUGUGCUCUCUACGUUCUUGUGUAG
This is a messenger RNA of Fusarium graminearum PH-1, 1812 nucleotides long. RefSeq lists its product as uncharacterized. The record is from RefSeq and is a predicted model, not a curated record. Gene Ontology annotation, molecular function: ergosterol O-acyltransferase activity. The coding region runs from base 1 to 1812 and encodes 603 amino acids. Gene Ontology annotation, biological process: ergosterol metabolic process. Gene Ontology annotation, cellular component: endoplasmic reticulum membrane. The transcript has 3 exons. NCBI's taxonomy places the organism in Eukaryota, Fungi, Ascomycota, Sordariomycetes, Hypocreales, Nectriaceae.